This is a messenger RNA of Trichobilharzia szidati, 3145 nucleotides long. The record is from the annotation of a GenBank genome assembly. NCBI's taxonomy places the organism in Eukaryota, Metazoa, Platyhelminthes, Trematoda, Strigeidida, Schistosomatidae.
AACUAACCGAUUGGAUUGUCUAUCCCACUAAAUUUGUACAACAAGAGGCCCGAAUAUAAAAAAAUUUUCGAUUGAGUUCAAAUAGUUGUUCCCAUAUUUAUUUUAUUUGCUACGUGAAUUUUUCUCCAGUAAAAUUUUAUACCAUCCUAACUGACCAACAAUUUCCUUUGUGAUUAACAGAGACUGUAUUUAGCUAUUAACACAAAAUAUAUUGAGAAUUAAAAAUAUGCCACAGUGUUGUUUCGCUGGUUGUCAUAACCGUACUGAUGACGGACGUGGUCUCAGCUUUUUCCGAUUUCCCCGUAAAGAUGCUGCUCGAACAGCAUCCUGGAUCAAGGCUUGUGGUCGAAAGGAAUUUGUUCCAUCUCAACAUUCACGUGUUUGCUCACAGCACUUUAAACAAGACGAUUUCGAACGAGAUAUUCGUUCUGAAUUUAUGGUUGUUGGUCACAAAAGACUACGUCUAAAAGAAACUGCUGUACCUUGUCCAUCUUUUGUCACUUCACAACAGGAUAUUAUACAAACAGAAUCAAAUAAAAUGGAGUGCAAUGCUAGCGCAUCAUCUACCAAUAAUAAAACAGAAUCUGGAGUAAAACGGAGAAAUUCAAGUUCAUUCUACUCAACUGAGCAAGAGGGUUUGGAUGAAAGUUGUCUGGAAAUCAUGGAGCCUCCAAUUAAAAGACAAUGCUUUGAUGAUGUUCUGGAUCUAAGUCGGAAGUCAAACCACAUUGAUAAUGAAGGAGGGAAAGCUGCCUGUAAGAAUGAUGAUGACGUUAUUAUGUUGAGUGAAGAUGAAGAUGACCGCCUACUAGGUGCUCUGUGUGAUGAGAUGGAGAAAGAAAAUACACCGAAACCGUCUCUGUUGUCAAAGUCCCGAGCUUUGAUUUUGAAACUGGAAAAUGAACUAAGAAAUGAAGAAAGCGCGUUGAUGCUGUUGCAACAGUUAAGGACUAACCAAAGGUCUCAUGCUCUCCAGCCAAAGGGGACGAAGACACCAUCUGCUACACCUACUCCACGUAAUACUCAGUCUCCAGUUAACCAUGCAAAUAACAUAAACCCAGGAAGAAACAUUCCUCCUACAACCAGUGCCGCUAGAGUUACUCAAUCUCCUGCUCAAAAUUCUAAUGUUCCUAGUUUGCAAAACACAUCAGCAAUACCUAAAGUUACGAAAGGCAUGGCCAUACAUGCUUUGGAACAACAGUGCAAUGGCAAGAAGGCUAUGCUUCGGAAACAAUUAGAAAGAACCCUGGACAAGGUUGCUCUUCCUAAACCUGCUGUUGGUAAUGGAUUAUGUGUUGUACCGUUCGUACCUAGCACAUUGACAAACGAGUUUACUGCUCUAAUAGGACUCGAGGAAAUCGUAAAUACUAUACAAGAUUUCGACCCGUUGAACACGGAGAAAAAUUCAGAUCAGUCACGGUUUAUUAGUCCUUUCUCUUGUUCACGAUGUGGUUCUGACUUUACACCCGUUUGGAAACGUAAACGUCCAGGAUCAUCAGAAGUUGUUUGUGAAGCUUGCAUAAUUGAUGGUCAACGUUCUGUUAUUCACAAAGCAUACAACAAUGUUAUUUCAGCAGCACUGAAACAGCAUGCUGCUUCAGAACGUGAGAUCGAAAACGAAUAUCAAGAUAUUGUUAACUCACCAGCUAAGCUGGAAGCUUUUAUUAAAGAACAUGAACGGAAACUCAUGGUUACGCAGCAGGCUCAGAUGGCACAGCAACAGCAACAACAAAUGCAACAAGCCGCUUCGGCUAACAACUUGCAUACUCAGCGCUACCAUCAGCAGCAGCAGCAGCAACAACAACAACAAGGUUUUCCGGCUCAGAAUAUGUUUAACACUGCUAGUAGUUCUCGGCAUGGACAGACAACUCCAGUUAACAGUGCAGCGCCAACUCCAUUAGGAAUGUCGAAUAUGUCAUCUCGCCGGCAGUCUGCAUCCAGCAAUGCAAGUGUUAAUUCUCCCGUUUCUUUGCCCAUUCAACAACAGGGACAUUCGGCUGGAAACGUUGUACAGCAGCUUGCCUCUCGUUAUCAACAGCUCACAAAAGCUGCUGUUGCUGCUGUGGUUGGUGGUGGUCAGAAUCCGGUCAACCAUUCUAUUGCGAAUAAUGCGGCUACUGCUAACCUAAUGAUGGCUGCAGCGGCGAAUCCUAUGCUUGCAGCAGCUGCAGUAUCAGCAACUAGCCAACAGCAGCAAUCUGUCGCUCAGCAACAAUUGACAGCUGCUGCAUUAGCCCAACAGAGGUUGGCGGCAGUUGCAGCUCUAAACUUUCAGCAUCAACAGCAGCCACAUCAUGCACAACCUUCGACUGGGGCGGUCCCAUCCAAUAAUCAGGCAGAUCAUCUAGCUCAAUUCACUCAAAUGCAAACAUUAUUGAUGAGCAGUCUUUUAGGAAAUGCAGCUGCUGUCAGUGGAGCACAAGCGACCGCUAACUCUAGGCAACAACAACAACAGCAAAUAUUGCAACACGCGCUUCUGCAGUACACCUAUUUAUUGCAACAGCAACAAGCUGUUGCAGCUGCUCAGGUUCAACAGCAGCAGCAGCAACAACAACAACAAAGUCAACAGGUUAACGCUGCUGCUUUGCAGCAGUUGAUAAGUGGAGCCGCAGGGAACCCGACAGCUUGUAUGACAUUAUUACAAAAUUUGUGGGCUCUUAAUGCAGCAUCCAAUGGUGUGAAAAAGUAGGAUACCUACUGACGUAAUUUUCCUCCAAAACUAUUUAUUUCCCCCUCGCUGUUUUUAUGAUUUCGUCAACAAAUAUUUUAAUUUACUGUGCCUUAUAAUAUCAAUUGCGUACAGUGCUAUUCGACAUAAAAAAACUUCUCAUCAUUUGUUCUAGGCUAUCAUUUACAUUUUUUCUACAUUUACUGAUUAUGGUUUAGUGCAUAUAUUCAUUACUACUUUAUCUUUUUGAAUAACUUACGUCAUUUCCAUUCCGCAUAUUGUAUAUACUUACAUAUAUUUGUAGUGCUGUGUCAGUAUAACUUACUUUCACGCUAAUAUUUUUCUGAUCUUUCAGUAAACAUAUCCUUGUUUGUCUCCAAUUAUAUAUAUUAUUUUAAGCAGUAGUACAUAAUUAAGUAUGACUUCAACUUUUGAUAUCUCGUGAAAUAUUCCCAUCGUAAUUGAAAAGUACAAAAG